AUGGCAGAGUAUAGAGACCUAGCAAUAGCCCAUCCCCAAUGGGCUGACUUCCCAAACAACCUCCCACCAAAUACCCGCCGACUUCCCAUGACCCGCGACCACCUCCCAAUAGCACCCCAAGCAAACCUAGACAUCGAGGAGUUCCAUAUCCCCGCACGAGACGGCCACCCGAUCUGUAUCCGGUCCUACAAAACGUCCGACCAGAAAGAUUUACCUCUGCUCAUCUAUCUCCACGGCGGUGGUUUCGUAACAGGUAGUCUAGAGACAGACCAUGGCUCGUGCCGCGUACUGGCAGCGAACCUUCCCCUCCUAGUACUCAACGUCGAGUACCGUCUUGCUCCGGAGAAUAAGUUCCCGGUUGGUUUUGAAGAUUGUUUUGAUGUUGUUCGCUGGGCCGCGAAAGAAGGAUCCAGUCACUUCCCAAUAAAUCUACGAAAAGGCUUCCUAUUAGGUGGAACAUCCGCCGGAGCAAAUUUCACAGCCGGAAUCGCCCAUCUCGCCGUUGAAGAGGGACUUUCGCCGUCAUUGACGGGGCUGUUAUUUCUAGCAGGAAGCUUUUGCCAUCCAGAUGCCCGUCCAGCGAAAUACUUACAUCGUAUUUUGAGUGUGGAUGAGGUCAACGAUGCACCUGGGCUGACGAGGAAGUCUAUUGAUUAUUUUUCUGCUAAAUACGGCGCGCCACCAGAAGAUAAGCGGCUAUCACCUUUGCUCUUUGAUUCGCAUGCCAAUCUAGCUCAGAAGGUUGCGUUCUUUGUUUGUGGAUGGGAUCCGCGGCGGGAUGAGGCUUUGCUACUUGAACAGCUGCUUAAGGAAGAAGGUAUUGAUACUAAGUUAGCUGGCAGCGGGAUUUGGUGGAAGGGAUACGAUUUCUAUUGA
This is a messenger RNA of Penicillium antarcticum, 876 nucleotides long. Its product is annotated as Alpha/Beta hydrolase protein. The record is from RefSeq and is a predicted model, not a curated record. Lineage: Eukaryota; Fungi; Ascomycota; Eurotiomycetes; Eurotiales; Aspergillaceae. Bases 1 to 876 code for a protein of 291 amino acids. Gene Ontology annotation, molecular function: hydrolase activity. The transcript has 5 exons.